UCAUAAACGGCACACGCCAUUUUGGAUUUUGUGCGCUUCCUGGGAGCAUGCAGCACCACAAUCCGAUGCCCGUUGUGUCCUCCAGACACAGCGGAACACCGAUCCCUGUACAGGACCUCUGUCGAGGUCCCGAUCAUGUGAUCACUGAUUGGCCAAUCAGUGAUCACAUGCAGAGUAGUAAGCAAGAUGUCACUUCUGACAUCAUUGCUUACUACGUGUGAAAUCUGUGAAUGAUCACAGGGAUCACAUGGUACAGGGCUAUUCACAACAGCCUUGUACCAUGUGACAAGAUGUGACCAAUCACAGCUCAC
Molecule: messenger RNA, 311 nt
Organism: Staurois parvus
Lineage: Eukaryota; Metazoa; Chordata; Amphibia; Anura; Ranidae
Source: the annotation of a GenBank genome assembly